Messenger RNA from Dracunculus medinensis (Guinea worm), 1605 nucleotides. The record is from the annotation of a GenBank genome assembly. NCBI's taxonomy places the organism in Eukaryota, Metazoa, Nematoda, Chromadorea, Rhabditida, Dracunculidae.
AUGGGAAAAUUAUCAUUAAAAGAACUUUUAAAAGGCGUUAUCAAUGAAAAUGAUCAAAUAAAAUCGGAUGAUCUCGACAAAUUAAUCGAUCGACUUGAAAUUCUCGGGAAGAAAGUUGAAAGCGAAUAUGUUCCACGAUCGACGACGAGGAGGUCAAAGGUGCAGAAUUAUGCUGGUGGAUUCGUCUUUCGUACGAACGAUGAGAAUAUAGUGCGUCGAUUUUUGAUUAUAGGAAGUACAACGGGUACGUAUUAUGUUUCAGGACAUGAAUUAACGUUGGAGAGAGCCGAACAUCUUUGUGAUUUAAUUGAACAAGGUAAAGGACCUCUUAUUCUUCGUGAAUUGGUGGAUAUUUCUCUAGCGGGUAGUGCGCCGAAACAGGAAUCUACUUUAUUCGCUUUGGCAUUGUGUGCCCGCUAUAGAGUAUGUCGAAUCCCAACGCAUUUAUUUACAUUUUUAAAUUAUUGCAAAGUGAUUGCAAUGAGAACGGGUUCAAAGAAGCAUUCAACAGGAUUCAGCCGAGCUUUCCGGGCGAUGAUUGCAAAAUGGUAUUAUGAUUAUGAUCCUGAACGACUAGUGAUGCACAUUACAAAAUAUGGCAGUCGUUCUGGUUAUUGUCAUAUGGAUCUUUUUCGCCUUUCGCAUAUCCAUCCAAAAAUUUCCUUUCCAAAUGAACAUAAUUAUUUAAAGAGAGCAUUUUUGGAUUUCUGCAUUUUCAGAAUAUCGUCAUGUUGGGAGUGGAAAAUCCAAAGAAUCGAACAGCUUUCAGGAUUUGUGCAUGAACAUGUGCCAUCUCACUUGCUAAACUAUAAAGAAGUUUGGACUGCUUUACUGAAAGAUAUGCCGAUGACAGCUUUUAUAAGAAACCUGGGAAAAAUGACCGCAGUUGGAGUUUUCGACGAGAAGGAUUCUUGUGCAUUGGCAGUAUCAUACUUGACUAACCAGGAGAAACUUCGUAACGCUCGCAUUCAUCCAUUAUCAGUGCUUGUUGCUUUAUCCGCUUACGCUUUUAAAAGCGGUGAUUGCUUAGGAAAAGUGGAAUGCAUUCCCAAUGAGGAAAUUUGCUCUGGAUUGAGCAAAUGCUUUGAACUUACUUUUGUCAAUGUUAAUCCCACGAAUAAAAGAUAUUGUGUGGGUCUCGAUGUUUCCGGUAGUAUGUACCAGCCUGCAUCUCCAACGAGUACCAUGAAUUGCAUAGAAGUGAAAACGAUGGUAUUCGCUUCCGAAUUUGAAGAGAUCUUUUUCAAUAGUAACUGGACUUUACAAGAGGUACUAGGAGGUAAAUAUAAAAAUUUGGUAUCAAUCGAUUUCGGUAGCACAGAUUGUGCUCUUCCAAUGAUUUGGGCAUUGGAGAAGAAGGAAGAAUUUGAUGUCUUUAUCGUUAUUACUGAUAAUGAAACAUGGGCUGGUUCGGUUAAACCAUGUGAUGCACUAUGCAAUUAUCGAAAAGAAAUGAAUAUACCGGAUGCGAAGCUAAUCGUUUUAGCAAUGACAGCCACAAAUUUCACGAUCGCCGAUCCGAAUGACUCCAAUAUGUUGGAUAUUGUUGGUUUUGAUCCAUCGAUUCACGAAAUGAUUUCGAAAUUCGUGCUCGGCGAAAUUUAA